This is a messenger RNA of Leptopilina heterotoma, 3776 nucleotides long. RefSeq names its product probable ATP-dependent RNA helicase DHX34. Bases 294 to 3749 code for a protein of 1151 amino acids. Gene Ontology annotation, molecular function: ATP binding; RNA binding. Gene Ontology annotation, biological process: nuclear-transcribed mRNA catabolic process, nonsense-mediated decay. Gene Ontology annotation, cellular component: intracellular anatomical structure. The record is from RefSeq and is a predicted model, not a curated record. The transcript has 16 exons. Lineage: Eukaryota; Metazoa; Arthropoda; Insecta; Hymenoptera; Figitidae.
CAUUCUCAGCCCUGAGAUAACCAUGUGCUUAAAUGGUAUACAAGACAAAUCUUUGCUGAAUGUAAACAAACUGUGUAAUUAUUAUACUCGCUUUUAAUAAAUGUUAAUAAAUUUUUGUUGUGGACACUGUCACUUCGUCUAAAAUCAACAAAAAUUUUAACGGUAUAGUGAUGUUAAGAAAUUUUCAAGAAAAACUUGUCAUCGAGCCUCAAUUUGAAACGUAUUCCUAACUAAAGAAUACGAUUCUAAACGUUAUCAGUAUAUCUACAGUAGAAUUUGGAAAAAUUAAAAAGAUGCAUUCUUCACGUGAUAAAAAUGAUCACAGGACAACAAAAGAUUUCGAUGAUAAAGAUUAUAACCGCCAUCACAAAAAGCAUCGACAUAAAGCAGAGAGAGACAGACAAAAAUAUGAUAAUACGUAUACACGUGAAAAGGAUGAUGACAGUUUUUCUUUCACAAAAUAUCGACGAGAAUUAAACAGUUUACUUCGCGUAAAUGACAAUCUAAUAAACAAUAAUGAUGAUUUUUGGAAAUUUGUCCAAAAGUAUGAAUGUUUAGAAAAACAAAAGGAUGGAAAGUCUCAAACUUUUGAUUUGAAUACCUCGAAUAAAUUUGGACUCCCUUCUUCUUAUGACAUAAUACAUAGUUUUAAUUUUUCACUUGCUUGCGAGAAGCAAUUAUUUGACAGAGUUGGAAUGUCUAAUAGUUUAACAGAUGAGAGACUAGAGAAAUUUAAAAAUAUUAUUAUUAUGUACUUGGGUUUUAAGCAGAAAGAAAAAUUUUCAAAGCUUAAAAAGUUGAGAAAUGAUCAAGAAAAUUUGCCUGUUUUUAAGGAUCGACAGAAAAUUGUUGAUUCUGUAAAAAACGAAAGAGUUGUAAUAAUAGCAGGCGACACUGGAUGUGGUAAAUCAACUCAAAUUCCUCAAUACCUAGCUAUGAAUGGCUUUGUCAACGUAGCAUGUACACAGCCUCGCAGAAUUGCAUGUAUAUCCUUAGCAAAACGUGUUGCUUUUGAAACAUUGUCUGAAAAUUAUAACGAAGUGGGUUAUCAAAUUCGGUUUGAAAAGCAAAGGAAUCAACAAACGAAAAUCACCUUUAUAACUGAAGGAUUAUUGCUAAGACAGAUAUCAUCAGAAACAGGAGCAUCACAAUAUGAUGUCAUAGUUUUGGAUGAAAUCCAUGAACGUCACUUGUACGGAGAUUUCCUAUUGGGUAUUACAAAGUGCCUUAUUCACCAAAGGCCGGAACUGAAAUUAGUUUUGAUGUCUGCUACAAUUAAUAUACAACUUUUUCAUGAUUAUUUCACAAGAGAAAAUGUAAAGAUUAUUCAAGUUCCUGGCAGACUAUAUCCAAUACAACUGUUGUACAGACCUAUGAGUUCUGAAGAACGGACUUUUAAAAAUGAUCGAUUCAAUCCCAGUCCUUAUGUGCAAAUUCUGCAACUGAUUGAUCAAAAGUAUUCAAGUAAUGAAAAAGGAGAUUUACUCAUUUUUCUAAGUGGAAUGAGUGAAAUUACAGCUGUAGUUGAAGCAACUAAAGAAUACAGUUUACAAAAACAGAAUUGGAUUAUUUUGCCGUUACACAGUACUCUGUCUAUAUCAGAACAAGAUAAAGUUUUUGGAUAUUCGCCCGAUAAUGUUCGCAAAUGUAUAGUAUCUACAAAUAUUGCAGAAACAUCAAUUACAAUAGAUGGGAUUAGAUUUGUAGCAGACAGUGGCAAAGUCAAAGAAAUGAGUUAUGAUCCAUUAUGUAAAAUGCAACGAUUAAAGGAAUUCUGGAUUAGUAAAGCCAGUGCUGAACAAAGAAAAGGCAGAGCAGGCAGAACUGGACCUGGAGUUUGCUUUCGAUUGUAUUCCGAAGAAGAGUAUACAGCUUUAGAAAAAUUUUCAACUCCUGAGAUGCAAAGAGUUCCUCUUGAUUCUCUUCUUUUACAAAUGGUUGCAAUGGGAUUACCAGAUCCACGAAAGUUUCCGUUUAUAGAAUCUCCUCCUGCCAAAAGUAUAGAAAAUUCGAUUGUUUCAUUAAAGGAGCAAGAAGCUUUAACGGAAAACGAAAAAUUAACAAGUGUUGGAAGAACAUUAGCACGAUUACCUGUUGAUUUAUGUGUCGGAAAAAUGUUAAUCGUGGGAUCAAUUUUUCAUCAAGUUGAUCCAGUUCUAUCUCUUGCUGCUGCAUUAAGCGUUCAGAAUCCAUUUACUAAUAAAGCUUAUAGAGAUGUGGAAUGCGAGACUUCCAGGAAAACUUUAGAAUCUGAUCACGGCGAUCCCAUUACAAUUUUAAAUGCAUAUAGAGCUUGGUUAGAAAUCAAGGAAGAGAGCGGAAUGAGGCAAAAAUACGGAAACAAUAAAAGCAAAAUCUGGUGUAAAAGGCGAGGACUUGAAGAACAGAGAUUUUACGAAAUAACAAAGUUAAGGGCCCAAUUUAAAGAUUUACUUCAGGAUUGCAAUUUGCAAAAGAAUUUAUCAGAAAACACUAAUUUGACAAGUCAGGAAAGAGUUUUACGACAUGGAGAAUUAAAACUUUUGAAACAGAUAAAGCGAACUUAUAAGCAGAAUGAACCUAGAAAUCGCAAACAACUGAAAUUAGAUUCAUCUCACAUUGAAAUUGAAGACGAUUCCAAAGAAACGGAUGAAAUUGAUAUUAAAGAUGUCGAAUUUAGAAUGAAGAAUGACUUGUCACAGGUUCAAAAUUUAGUGACAGCAACAACAGCUUGUAGUUAUAAAGAUCUUACGAUGUUGAAGUUAAUUUUAUGUAGUGGUUUAUAUCCUCAAUUUGCAUGUGCAGAUGAAUAUAACUACUGCAAGUCGAUGAAUGAGCAACUUUAUCACACAAAAGUAAAGCCCUAUGUCGGUCUACAUCCAUUAAGCUUUUUUGGAAAUCAUCCACAAAUAUUGCAGCUUGAGGAGCCAGAUAUUAUAACAAUACCUGGAUUCAAAACUUCCUCGCCUGUUAGUGCAAAACAUCAGUUACUUGUAUAUUUGUCUCUUUUAGAAACUACCAAGCCAUAUCUUGUGAAUACGUUCAGAAUGCCCGCUGCUCAAACAUUGCUGCUUUUUUCUCGGGAAAUCGAAACGAAUUCAACGUUUUCAAUGAUUGUUUGUGAUUCUUGGCUAACUUUAGAAUUUCCUGUUGCUGAAACCGGUCAGUUGCUACUUUUAAAAGCCAAUAAAUUACGCCAACAAUGGGACUUUUUGCUGAACCAGAGUUUACAAGACUCUCCAACUAUUGGCGAUGAAUCGCAAAAUACUGAUGUAACCGAAACUAAAUUAGUAAAAGAGCUUGUGGAAUAUAUGCAUACUACUGUGCCGUAUACGAUAAAACGACUUCUUCCAGCAAGUUUGAAUUCUGUCUAUGUUGGCAAUGAAAAUAACAAUGAUAAUAUAGAUCCAAAUCCAUUCCAACCUGAUUUUCAAUGUGUUCCUAAUGAAAUCAAAGGUGGAUGUCGUUUAACAAACCGUAUAACAUACAACUGUUUAAUGGAAAAUGAUUGGAGUAACAAGAUGAUGGCUGAAAUGUGUGAAAAUAUUUGGAAGUGUUUGAAUUGCAGUGUAUCUGGUAUUUUCACAGUUAUGCAGAGAUUACAACAUCAAGUUGCAUGUACAAAGCAAGACAAAGCAGAAGACAGUAACAUUCCAAUCGUUCCUGAUAUUCAAAAAUCCAAUAAAAUUGUUUACCCGUGUCCACAAUGUAAUAAAACAUUUUACUUACGACCAAUUGAAAUAUUAAAGCAUAAGAAACAACAUUUGUAAUAAUAAAAUUUUCGAAACAAAAAAUAA